GUGUUUAAAACGGAACCUAGUUGAUCCGCUGCUGGGAUUUACUGUUCCCGUCGCUGCUCGCUCCUCCGGGCGUUAAACCCGGAGCCACCGGGAAGUGGGAACCAACGGCUUCCGGGAAUUCCUUCCACUGGUCUGACACGCCCAUACAUGUCAGGACGGAAGGAUUUGAAAACUGAACAUCAGAGAGGAAUUAAGAGGAACGGAGGGAACACACAAAGACUCAGAUGUUGGUCAAUCUGUCACAGGAUGAGUGUCCAUCUGGGAACUCUGCCCGUCGCCAGCGGCAGCAACACAUCUGUGACGAAUGACACGCUGGAGAUGUGUAUACACAGUGAUGAUCCGUUCAAGUUCAACGCCUACAUCAUCACCUACCUGCUCGUGUUUCCUUUCGCCUUUCUGUGCAACACUGGAGCGCUGUUGAUUUUCCUCGUGCAGGGUCCCCGCAGAGGCUCUUCCGCCUGUGUGGUCAUGAUGAACCUCGCCCUAUCAGACGCCAGCUUCUCCCUCACCCUCCCACUGCGAGCGUUUUAUUACUUGAUGAAUGGAGUGUGGAGGUUUCCUGAUUGGCUGUGUCAGCUAUGUGGCUACAGCUUCUACGUCAACAUAUACACUAGCAUCUUCUUCCUCACUCUACUGAGCCUGCUCCGUUGGCUCGCCGUGACCCAGCCCCUCCGACACAGCUCUCAGGUCACACCCACUCGGACCAUGUUGGUCUGUCUGGGAAUCUGGGUGUUUGUGGGUGUGUCCGUUUCUCCCUUCCUGAUCAAAGGGACCAAAGAAAGGUCGGGGUCUUCUCGUUGCUUCGAGCCAUAUGAUGAAUCCAAUUGGAGGCGUCUCCUACAAUUAAACUACGUAUCAUUGGCUGUGGGCUUCCUCUUUCCUCUCCUCACCAUCAUCAUCUGCUACAGCAGCCUCAUACGUCACCUGAUGGCCGGGUCUAGCCUCUCUAGCAUCCAGUCCGGCAACAACCACCACCAUACAAGACAACGCUCUGUGCACCUGGUUUCAAUGGUGAUUGUGACCUUCCUGUUCUGCUUUCUGCCCUAUCAUGUGAUGAGGUCAGUGCACCUGCAUGCUGUGUUGGAAAAGUGGCCCUGUGAGGUCACAGUGGUGCUGCGGCGAGCAGCGGUGGUGACGCUGUGUCUGGCGGCAUUGAGCAGCGUGGUCAACCCUCUGCUGUACUACUACUCAGCCAAGAAGUUCAGAAACGACCUGAGGGACGUUCUCCGGAGCAGCAGGAGGUCCUUCAAACGCAGAGCUUCAGCUGGGAGGAGGGAACCUGAAACCUGAGGACACCUGCAGGGUCACCAGUCAGCUCUGUAGCUCGGCCAAUCAAAACAGUCCGCCUCAUUGCGAACAGCAUCAAGGAUCAUUUCAAUUAUUUAUUUUUAGAUGACAGAUUUCACCCUCCAGCUCUCCAGACAUCAAUCCCUCAUGGGGCUUCAAGAGUUGUUGAGCAGGUUCCACACGUUGAGGAGGAGGAGGGUUCAGGUGCUGUUGAUGAUAAAGCUUCACAUCUUCAGUAGGAACCAAUGGGAUCGUAUCUGAGAGCCAGGCGGAACAAGCAAUACUGGUUUUGGCUUGUUUCAUGUGUUCGUGUGUGUACGUGUGUGUGUGCGUGUGUGUGUAUGUGUGUGUGUGUGUGUGUGUUGGUAUGUUUACCAGAGAAGCGUCUUUAUUUACAUGUUUGUGUUUUUCUGUAAGCUUGAGUCACUUGGAACGGAAAUGCAUUCAUGUGAACAUCCCACGGGAUACUGCUUCAAGUUCUCUCACUGCAUGUUUGUGUUGUUUUUACAGAGUCUCACACUACAAUGAUCUUUGUGUGUUGUGCUUGUGAACAGGUUAGUUUUGUUUCCUGGUUAAGAUCCAGUUUGUACACCCGGUGACACAGGAAACCAUUGAUCUCAGCAGCGUUAUCAAAACAUAGCCUGCAGAUCCAUUACAGUUGUAAUAAUCCCUCUGACCUGUAGAGGGUGUUACUCCAGCGUGGUGGUGAUAAUAGAUUGUUGAUUACUGGGAUUUAAACAGAAAAGAUGAAUGAGAAAAUGAUCAAAACACUUUCCAUUAUGGUCGCAAACAAUAAAUAAUGAUGGAGUUCAGAUUAAACCACUUAAAUAGUUGUUAAAACUGCAUGAUGAGCCAAUUCAUUGUCUUAAAUGAUCAAUUCUAAAUCCAGUAUCUUCCUUUGUAUCAAAGUUUAAAACGUACUUUUAUCUUAAUUAGUUCCUUGUUAUGACCAAAUUCUAGUUAUUAUUAUUGUAAUUUAAGGUCAUGCUGAAAUGUUUGUAUUUUUACUUGUAUGUCUUUUAUUUGUGAAGCUUUUUUUAAUUUGUUUUGAUAAGUUCCAUAUAAAUGAAAAAAUGAUGUAUUAUAUAUAAUGACCAGUCUGUUAUUAUGUUAUAUGUUAUGUCUGUUAACCCCCCCUCACACUCAUGUUACAUGACAUCACGAGAGAAAAUCCGGGUUAAUCCCGUGUUUAAGUUAUUUUUUUUCUAUUUGUUUUAGUUUUAUAUUUAAAACACAUUAAAUACAACAUUUACUAAAUGUUUCCAACAAGGAUGUUUUCAAUGUUCAUGAUGAAGGAACUUGGUCUGGACCUGAUUUACAGGCUCAGCAGCAAAUGACGAGGACGAGUUUACACCCGGGGCUUCUCCCACUCUUGUGAAUAACAAAGG
Pleuronectes platessa (European plaice) is the source of this 2675-nucleotide messenger RNA. Its product is annotated as cysteinyl leukotriene receptor 1. The coding region runs from base 148 to 1290 and encodes 380 amino acids. Gene Ontology annotation, cellular component: plasma membrane. The transcript is spliced from 6 exons. Lineage: Eukaryota; Metazoa; Chordata; Actinopteri; Pleuronectiformes; Pleuronectidae. Gene Ontology annotation, biological process: G protein-coupled receptor signaling pathway. The record is from RefSeq and is a predicted model, not a curated record. Gene Ontology annotation, molecular function: G protein-coupled receptor activity.